Aspergillus fumigatus Af293 is the source of this 264-nucleotide messenger RNA. Its product is annotated as putative MFS multidrug transporter. The coding region runs from base 1 to 264 and encodes 87 amino acids. Lineage: Eukaryota; Fungi; Ascomycota; Eurotiomycetes; Eurotiales; Aspergillaceae. The record is from RefSeq and is a predicted model, not a curated record. Gene Ontology annotation, biological process: transmembrane transport. The transcript is spliced from 2 exons. Gene Ontology annotation, molecular function: transmembrane transporter activity.
AUGAUCAUAGCGCGGUUCUUUAACGGCCUGUCUGGAAGCGCGUUUCUGAGUGUCGCUGGCGGCACAGUUGGUGACCUCUUCCACCGGCAGGAGCUCGCGGCCCUGAUGAGAGUCUAUACUGCGAGCCCGUUCAUUGGUCCUGAGAUUGGUCCUCUAGUUGGAGGCUUCAUCAAUACAUACACCACACGGUACCCCGCCCACAACUCUGGAAGACUGAGUCCCGUCACUGACUUCGUAGGCGCUGGACAUUUUACGUUCUCAUAA